Molecule: messenger RNA, 882 nt
Organism: Penicillium olsonii
Lineage: Eukaryota; Fungi; Ascomycota; Eurotiomycetes; Eurotiales; Aspergillaceae
Source: the annotation of a GenBank genome assembly
AUGACGUCAAUUGGCACAGGUUACGAUCUUUCCAACUCGGUAUUCUCGCCGGACGGCCGGAACUUCCAGGUCGAAUAUGCCGUUAAAGCGGUGGAGAACGGCGGCACUGCCGUCGGCAUCAGAUGCAAGGAUGGUGUUGUGCUGGCAGUGGAAAAGAUCAUCACCAGCAAACUCCUAAAGCCGGGGGCCAAUAAGAGAAUCGCGACGGUGGAUCGUCAUGUUGGCAUUGUCUCCUCCGGACUCGUGCCCGAUGGUCGCCACUUCGUUUCCAGAGCCAGAGAUGAAGCCUCCUCGUGGAGAGGUACUUACAAGGGUCCGAUCCCGACCAACGCCCUGGCUAAUCGAUUGGGUGGUUACGUGCAGGCCUAUACGCUCUACUCAAGUGUACGGCCGUUUGGUGUGACCGCAAUCGUCGGUGGCUGGGACAGCGAGGCGGAGGUUCCGGUAGACGGACAGGUGGGCAGUGGUCCCAAGUCAGGAUCCGGCGGAAAGGUUGAGGGCGCGAAGGCCGGCGGCCCCGGCCUAUACAUGAUUGAGCCCAGUGGCCUCUAUUGGGGAUAUUACGGUGCCGCAACUGGCAAGGGCCGACAGGCCGCCAAGGCCGAGCUGGAGAAGCUGGAUCUGACCUCGGGCAAUCUUUCUUUGGCAGACGGUGUGAAAGAGGCAGCCCGCAUUAUCUACGUCGCCCAUGAAGACAGCAAGGACAAGGAGUUCGAGCUGGAGAUGACAUGGAUUAGCUCGGUCGAUGGUCCGACUAAGGGCCGCCACGAGGAGGUGCCCAAGGACCUGCUGGAAGAAGCCGAGAAGGCCGCAAAGCGAUCCUUGGAGGGUGAUGAUGAGGAUGAGGAAGAUAAGGGUCAAGGCGAACAGAUGGAAGAGUGA